Molecule: messenger RNA, 1144 nt
Organism: Anneissia japonica
Lineage: Eukaryota; Metazoa; Echinodermata; Crinoidea; Comatulida; Comatulidae
Product: ras-related protein Rab-35-like
Molecular function (GO): GTP binding; GTPase activity
Source: RefSeq, a predicted model, not a curated record
GAUUGAAUUAUGGGAUACUGCUGACAUGGAAAGAGCUCGCUCUCUCACAGAAACCUACUUUCGGGGUUCUGCAGCUGGUCUUUUAGUCUACGACAUUUCAAGAGCUGUUACGCUCCGUCGCAUUCCAGAAUGGAUACGAAGUUUUCACUUUCGAGUCGAAAAUGCCCCAAUUUUUCUUGUUGGUAAUAAACUGGAUCUAGAAGCCGAAGAAUAUUCAAGUGGUGAAACGACAAUAGAGCAUGCGCAAGAAAUACUCGGGAAAAACCUGCCAGGGAUAACGAGAGUCUAUGAAGUGUCUGCCAAGAAGGAUAUUGCCGUGGAGAAGAUGUUUCAUAAAGUAGCUGAACACUUGUUUAUUAUGUAUAACUCGCAAAAUUACAUGCGUACGGAGGUUGAUGGGUCUGGUGAUGUCAUUCGCCUUCACUACAGGAAAUCAUGGCAUGAUAAUGUUGCCAUACAUGCGGACACCAGCAGUGGUCAACUGCAAAAGAAAAGUAACAUAAAAUGUUGUAAGAUAUAAAUAUGAGUUUUAAUUAUUAUACAAUAAAACAUAGUGGUCACAGCCUUAUUAGUGUUAUAUAUUGCCAGUUGUGACCGUGCCCCCCCCCCCCCACCACUUGGGGUACAGCAAAUUGUGGUUCCACUAACAUGUGGUCCACCCACUUGUGAUCCUCAAUAGUAGCCCCACCCAUAUGUGCUUGAACCUAUAUGGCCUUGCCCAUUGCUUGCUCUUUCCUCUAGUGCACUUGUGGGCCAUAUCUACUUGUUCAUGAUGUCCUGGGUGAACAAAAUGGUGGCUUGACUCCGUUUUAAAAUCAGUUUUAGUAUGGAAAUUUUCCCCUUGUUAUUCCCUCCCACAAAUCCACUACUGAUGACAUCCAUGAUUAUUUACCAAAUUUUUAAAUACACGUCCAUAGUUUAUGUCCUCAAGGGAAAAUUUAUUUUGUGUACUUGUCUUUUUAUCCAAAAUAUUUUAUUAGAUAUAUUGUAAUAAUUUUACAAAUUCAAAUAUGAUGAAAGACAAAUUUUUAAAAGUGUAGUAAGUACUAAUUAGAAGAGUACCAUAAAGCCAGUAUAAUUUUAAUAUUUAGAACAAAAUCAAAAUUAGAAUAAAAUCUAAUCAUAAACAUAUAUGGUCAUGUAG